AAACAACAUUAUGUUCGCCUUCGAUCAAGUCCAAGGCGUCCAUUUUAUAUGGCCAUUAAUUAAGCGAGGUACUAACGCAUACCGCCCAAAAACAGUGUCUUCCAGGUAUGCGCCGUUUUUAAGAUUUCGUGAUAAGGCUAUUAUGAAAAUACACACACACAUAUAAUAUAGCUGCUGCUAUCUUAUUGCUGAAGUAUGCACUCCAAUAGAGCUAAUUUUGCACCUUGCUUUGCUGCUGGUCAAUAACACUGGGGGUGGAGGCUUAACAGGACGGGAGGAUGGAAAUCGAGUUCAUUUCUCCGAAACGGGACACACUGAAGCGACACUAAACGAGAACCUGGGGAGCAUGACGUAUCUCCCAUUGUCGAAGACGGCUAGACAUUAUGAGCCAGCAAGGCAAAAGGAUCGGCGAGAAGCGUGUCCUGUUGUGUAACAAUAUCUGGCUGGAUGCGUGGGGACCUUUGCACAAGCGAUGUGUGACCUCAGGAUGUGGCUGCUGAUGGCUGCAUUCGGCCUCAGUCUGUGCCACUGUGUUGGGGGGCAGCUUCUGGAGACCAGAGCCAAAAGGGUCCUACCACAGCUCAUCUGCAGCGUCCCGGGGCUGCCGGGGACUCCAGGCAAGCUGGGGCCCAGCGGGGCUCCUGGUGCAGAGGGGCUCAUCGGCAUCCCAGGGCGAGAUGGGAGAGACGGCAGGAAGGGGGAGAAGGGCGAGAAGGGGGACACAGGUGUGAAAGGGAAAGCAGGUCCCAUGGGCAAGAUGGGUGAGCGUGGUGAUCAAGGCCUGAUGGGGAAGAGAGGCCCCAGUGGCAUGGAUGGGGACAAGGGCCCGUCGGGCCCCAUGGGCCCCCCAGGGCAAAAGGGAGAUAAGGGUCAACGGGGAGCUCAGGGCCAACCGGGCAUCUGCCGCUGUGGCAGCCUGGUACCCAAAGUAGCCUUUUCUGUGGGCAUCACUACUAGCUACCCGGUGGAGCGGACACCCAUCCGCUUCAACAAGGUCCUGUUUAAUGAGGGCAGCCACUACAACACACAGUCCGGAAAGUUCAUCUGUGCCUACCCCGGAACCUACUACUUCUCCUAUGACAUCACCCUUGCCAACAAGCACCUGGCCAUCAGCCUCGUGCACAAUGGCCAGUACCGCAUCAAGACUUAUGACGCCAACACAGGCAACCAUGACGUAGCCUCUGGCUCCACAGUCAUGCAGCUCAACCCAGAGGAUGAGGUGUGGUUGGAGAUCUUCUACGCAGACCAGAAUGGAUUGUUCUCCGACCCCGGCUGGUCUGACAGCCUGUUCUCCGGAUUCCUUCUGUACGCCGACACAAAUUAUUUGGACACGCUGUCGGAGGACUAUGCGUAACAAAGGAUUGUGGGUUGGGACUUAUGGGUGACUCUUAGCUGUUCAUCAUCUCAUGAACAGAAAGACUGGCAGAAGUAUAUAUGAAAUGUAGCAGUAACCACGAUGGUUAAACAUAUGCCAGAUUAAGCUAUGUGUAAGCCAAUCAGCUUUCCCCUUUACAGUAAUGCUGCAUAACAGAAUGCCCCAUGGACUGAAUAUUCCAUUUUGUGAGAUUAAAUUGAGCUGACAGCAUAUCUCACUAAUGUGAGGUAUUUAUUUGGAAAAGCUCCAUGGAAAAAGAACUGGGUUGCAUGUAUAUUUAUUAAUUUCAUUACCAUUAAUAAUGUGAAAGUAACAACUAGUAAUAGGACAAAAGAAGCUUGAAAACCAAAGAUGAGCAGAGUUACACUGUAAGUCAUAUCACAGGGUAGGUUGUGCCUCCCCCCUCCCCCAAUAUCAAACUUCCUCCUACAUCCUUGUUUAUGCAGAAUAUUUUACCUUUUGAAAUAAAUCAGUGGGUGGAA
Messenger RNA from Brienomyrus brachyistius, 1857 nucleotides. Its product is annotated as complement C1q tumor necrosis factor-related protein 7. NCBI's taxonomy places the organism in Eukaryota, Metazoa, Chordata, Actinopteri, Osteoglossiformes, Mormyridae. Gene Ontology annotation, molecular function: protein binding. The transcript is spliced from 3 exons. The record is from RefSeq and is a predicted model, not a curated record. The coding region runs from base 473 to 1354 and encodes 293 amino acids.